UUUUUGGAAUUUUCUCGCUUCUUGCCACAUAGGAUUUUGAUUUCCAAUAUGACAUGAUAAAACAUUGCAAACAAUACAUAUCUUAUUAAAAAUUGUCUUUUGAAGCAAACAACACAUAUUUUGUUCUAGAAUAUCGUAUAAAUGCUUCUUGACAAUUCCAGACCUAUGUUUAAACACACUGCAUUAUAUGGUGAACUUUUUAUCUCUUCCGUGAAUUUCACAAUAAGCUACUGCACUGGAAAUUAUCAAUGGUUCGUAUUGUUCAAUGACAGCAUAAUUCAGAUACUGUCCGUUAUAGCAACGCAUAAUCUAGUCUUAUAUCAUACUUAAAGAGCUUCUCUAUAAAACGAUUUAGUAUUCAGGCUUACAUUCAGUGACUGUGUAAACACAUUCACACAUAUAUAUGUUAUAUGCAUACAUGUACUGCAUUGGAUCCUUUCUCAAAAAUUGGAGUAUUGAAAAACAAAAUUGAAGGAAUACGGACGGCUUCUGUAAAAGACAUUCCAAUCAUCAUGGACGAGCUGACGUUCGGACUUCUAAAUACGUCAUCUUUAUUGAAUUAUAGCAAUGCUAUAUUUCAACUAGAACUAUCAUCUUUUCCGGAUUCUUCGUGGGGCUUAUCACUUACAAUUAUCUCAACAAUCCUCCUUGUUAUCGGAGUGAUUGCUAAUACCAUUGUAAUCAUUCUUGUAUUAGCAAGGAAUGAACUUCGGACACCGACAUUCACGGUGAUAGCUUGUCUCUCUGUUGCUGAUUUGUUAUGUUUGUGCUCACGUUACGUAGUCGGGAUUUACGCUACAAAACAUUUUAUGGGAUACCAAGCUGUGCUCAUGUACGCAACGAUAACGUUUUAUUUCUUACACAGUGCGAACUUUCAUAUCGUGUUGAUUGCAUAUUUACGUUAUGUAUUCAUCACUAAGCCUUUGGAAAGUGUGAAGAUCACCACAAAAAGCGUAUUAAAAAUGUCGGGAGGAGUGUGGUUUGCAGGAAUACUAACUGGAUCUCUAUACUGCCUAAGAAUUGUGUUGGAACUGCAUGAUAAUAUCACUUUCAAGGAUGGUUCUGUUUUGGAAAUAAUAUUCUGUAUAUAUGUCACAUUUGUACUGUUUUUACUCAUUGUGGUUUUGCAUAUUAUUAAAAUUUUCAAACUAAAAAACACGGGACAUUUGUCAUCAGGACAACAUUCAUCAAUUUCGAGAAAAAUGUCCCUGAUGAUAUUUAUAAUCAUUGUGAUUUAUCUAUUGAGUACCACUCCAAUUUUAGUAGGUAUAAUUUUAUAUUUUAUAUGUAUUUCUAUAGAUUACAGCAUCGCUGUAUGUCCGAUUUCCUUUUAUUAUUACGCUGUAUCUGUUUCGUCACUGUGUUUGCUUUUAAACAAUGCUGUUAAUCCAUUAAUUUACUUCUUUUUUUCUCCCCCAAGUCUUAAAGCCCUUCGCAGAAUCAAGCAAUUCUGCACAAAAUCUUAAUCUUCAGGAAUCAGGCAAUGCUGCACAAAAUCGUAAUCUUCAGGAAUCAAGCAAUGCUACACAAAAUCUUAAUCUUCAGGAAUCAAGCAAUGCUGCACAAAAUCUUAAUCUUCAGGAAUCAAGUAAUGCUGCACAAAGUUUAAAACAACUAAUAAAUCAAUAGAGGCUAUGUUCAAUAAAAUAUAUGACUGACUUGUAUAAAGGUUCUUCAUUGGUUCAUGUAAUGUUUGAUACCAAAUAAAUUGUAGAU
Messenger RNA from Ostrea edulis (European flat oyster), 1716 nucleotides. Its product is annotated as melanocyte-stimulating hormone receptor-like. The record is from RefSeq and is a predicted model, not a curated record. The transcript is spliced from 2 exons. NCBI's taxonomy places the organism in Eukaryota, Metazoa, Mollusca, Bivalvia, Ostreida, Ostreidae. Gene Ontology annotation, molecular function: G protein-coupled receptor activity. The coding region runs from base 411 to 1466 and encodes 351 amino acids. Gene Ontology annotation, cellular component: membrane. Gene Ontology annotation, biological process: G protein-coupled receptor signaling pathway.